UGGAGACCUGGAAAUGUUUCAGUUGCCUUUAAUUUUUUCAAAUUACGAAAUCAUAUAAUGUUGCUGGGACCGUACUAAGCAUUUCCUUAUUUUUACGUAUAUAUUUUAAUUUGUUUUGUAAUUCGAACAAUUUUCACAUUGAAGUAAACAUUUUAAAUAUGUUCGCAAAUGUACCAUACAUAUAUGUAAGUAUAUAUUUAGAAUAAAAUAUAAAUAUAACUAAACAAACAGACAAUGAAUCGCUGCGAGACUGAUUGCUGGAUUUAUGCGCGAAAUAUUUACGAUUCUCAACUUGCUUAACUAAUAACGGGUUUUUCAAUAGGGACGCUACAAAAGUGGACAUAUUUUUCCCCGUUUUUUUGACAUUUAUCUUCAGUAAUGUUUGCCAUUUCAUCAUGGAAAGAUAUAUGAUCCAACAACGAGUCGACAUUAUUAAAAUUUACUACCGAAAUUUGGAGUCAGUGGCCUCAACUUUAAGAGCGCUAUGUCCAAUUUAUGGUCGUCUUAAUCGUCCUGACAUUCAUAGUACAAAAUGUUCCAGUGCCAAUGAAACUAAGAAGUGCCCAUAGUUUCGAGAAUAUCAAUCAAUGAGGAAGACCCAAAUCAAUUUCUUACACGUUCAAACGUUGGGCAUCUCUGUGACGUCGUUGUGGUGAAUUUUGUGAAAAGAUCUUGGCCUACAUCCUUACAAGAUCAAAUUGACGCAAGAACUGACGCCGUUUGACCACCAGAAUCGCCGUAUGUUCGUGAACUGGGCUGAGCAACAACUUGAAAAUGAUCGGGAUUUGCAUCGAAAAAUCAUUUUUAGCGAUAAGGCUCAUUUCUGGCUGAAUGGCUUCGUCAAUAAGCUGCGUUAUGCGUUAUUAGUUAGGCAGCAAUCCACACGUAUUCCAUAAGUCACCAUUGCAUCUCAAAAAAAUUACGGUUUGGUGCGGUUUAUGGGCCGGCGGCUUCAUUGGGCAGUACUCCUUCAGCGAAGAUCAAGACCGGCACAUUACUGUGAAUGGGCUACCGCUCAAUGAUAACCGAUUAUUUUUGACCAGAAUUGGACGAUAUAGACUUCGAGAAUAUGUGGUUCCAACAAGACGGCGCCACAAGCCACAGAGCGAAUGUCACAAUCGAUUUAUUGGAAACCAAGUUUGUUGAACGUGUUAUCUCACGAAAUGGCCCAGUCAAUUGGCCGCCUCGGUCGUUCGAUUUGACGCCGUUAGUUUUCUGUGGGGCUACGUCAAGUCUACGGUCUAUGCGAAUAAGCCAGCGACAAUUGAUGAACCUUUUACGAAUAUUGAACCUGAAAUUGUAGCAGUAUCUGCCGAUUUAUGCUUGAAAACAGUCGAAAAUUGGGUUCAGCGUCUGGACUUCUGCAAGCGUGCCCGUGGUGGUCAUGCAAAAGAAACCGAGUUCCAUAUACAUAUAAUAGCAUCAAAUGUACUUUCAAAGGAAUAAAGCAUUUCAUUGAUAUACCAAACCGUGUUUGUUUUAUUUUCUAGUGUUCUUAUUAAAAACCCCGUUAUGUUCUCAUAUGUUUACAAUUUGUUGUCGGUUAUAGAUGGAAAUUUGGGCUCUUGAAAAUAAUUUUCAUACUUAGAGUCAUGCAGAUAAGCCUUUAAACAUAUACAUUUGUAAUAACUAAAUUAAUUAAGAAAAUAUUGAGAUAUUUGUACUCUCGCACAAGAAUAAAUGGAAAGUGGCUACCAGGCAUUUCUCGCAGGGUAUUCACAGUAUAUAGUCUUGUGAUAAUGUUGUGGAGGCGUGAUUUCUGUAUGACUACUUACUUACGUAUGACUUAUAGUUUUGGCGUUUCAGCUCAUGUAAUUAAUUGUAAAUUUGCAUUCAAGCUAUUCACUUUGGAAACAAGGUUUUCAAUUUUGAUUCUAACUGCGUGUGAAAUUUCCAAUACAGAAGGAAAUCUCUUUACAUUUUAGCUAUUUGUAAUGUUCAGAAGAGUUACGCAAUGGGUCCUACUGUAAAACUGAGGUAUCUCUACGCAAUAUUUAUGCCAAUGGUAAUGACGGAAGUUUUUGGACUAUAUUUGGACUACACAGAAUCUACUGAAUUCAUACAUCAGCGCGCUGGUUAUGACAUUCGAUUACACUGUGGUGUUGAAGGAUUGAUGGAUGAAGAACAGCUCGCAGAUAAAAAGAUCUAUUGGUUUUUUAAGUGUCGAGAAAAAACGUUCAUCAGCGAAAGCUGCCAUAAGUGGAUGCAGUUACCUUGUGAAGAAAACUUUUGCCAAUCAGACUUGUUGCUCCACAAUGUCACUGAGGAGUAUUCUGGCUUAUAUAAAUGUACCGUUGUGCCACUGAAGUACAAAUCUGGACACGCGCUUGAUAUUCAAUUCGUUCGUACUUAUCAACUUGAUGUGAAAAACACUAGUGCGGCUAUACCCAAAUUUGUAGAUCCAUACCCUUUAAAUAAGACGGCUGUUAUCAAUGACCAAGUGGUGUUUCAGUGUCGUGUGCAAAGUGAAGAGCAUCCCACCAUUAAGUGGUUUCGCCGCACUCCAGCUUCUCUUCCCAAUGAUUUGGAAAAUAUGGCUGUCAAUAGUAAUAAUCUUAAUGCGCACAUUGUCCAUUACAAUGGACAUAUCUAUGAGCUGUUGCAUACGGCUGGUGAAAAAUACAUAGGAGAAGAUAUGUUUCUAAGCAAAUUGAUAUUAAAUGGAGUGAGUCUGAGGGAUGCGGGUUACUAUGCCUGUGCCGCUAUUACUUUUCAUGGUUAUAAAAUUAGAGAAGCAUUCUUAGAAGUUCAUCGUCAAGGAUAUGUAGAAGACUACAGCGCUAACGGGGAAGCAUACACCGAUCCGAGUGAAUUCUGGUUACUAUUUUUAAUGCCUGUGGGGUUAGCAAUGCCCCCGCUGAUAUUUUGGCUAAGCUAUUUGAUUUAUAAACGGUACACCACGCAUACGGAGAUUCAAAGAAACUCGCAAACUUAUUCCGAAGACUUCAUAGAAGACGAUAAUUGUGUGCUGAGAGCGUAGUAGUGCGAAUAAAGUGUUAAAACUCAUAGUUUAUAUGUUGUAUUCAAUGAAAAGUAAUUAAAAAUAAGACAAAUACGCUUAUUAAUUUAAUUGAAGUAUACAUAUGUAUAUAUAAAUCAAUAUGAAUAUUAACUAAAUUAGGUAUUCAAGCUCAUUCCUGAUAUAGAUUGUAAUUAUUGUAAAUAAUUCGCGAAAUAAUUAAGAACAUUGCCAUAAUAUAUACAUUUAUUAUAUAUAUGUACAUAUGUACAUAUGUAUAUAUAUAAAUUCAUGAUUGUAUAAUAUUUUAAACACUGGCGCCAUAUUUCAUUCAUGAGUGAUUUAAUGCACUGAGAAGUUAUUUCUAUCAUAAUUAUUUAUUAUUUAUUAUAUAUUUAUAUGUUAAUUUUUUAUUUUUUUCAAUAUUUAUUUAAGCGCCAAAUAAAUUAAGGAUGUCUAAAAAUGUUUCUUCCACAAAGAAGAGUUCUUUCUUUGGAUUAAUAGAAUGAAAUUUUAUGUAAAAAAUUACAAAAAACACGUUAACUGGUAAUAUAUAAAAUUGACAAUAGCUUUUACUGAUAUGUAAUAAAAAAAAAUAAAACUAACUGAAAUAACUUCUAACUUCAAUAAUAUUUGAUUUUGAUAAUACUUGUCUAAUAACCAGACUUCAAUAAAUCGUAUUCGAAAAUUUUUAAUAAAGUGUUCGAAAAUUAAUAUUCGACCAAAAAGUUGAUUGUGUAGAUUCCUAAACCGAAACAAACACGAAAUAAAAAGGAAUAUCAACUUGAUAUAAAUUGUUUUUCAACAUUGCGUUUUUUAAAAAUCAAAAUUUGUAGCAAUCAAGUUCAAAAUUUUUCAUCUCUGUCAAUUAUAAUUUGAGUGUAUUCCAAUAUCUAUUUUUUUAAAUAUACAUAUAUUUAUAUAAACUUACACAUAA
Bactrocera neohumeralis is the source of this 3896-nucleotide messenger RNA. RefSeq names its product fibroblast growth factor receptor-like 1. The record is from RefSeq and is a predicted model, not a curated record. The coding region runs from base 1955 to 2980 and encodes 341 amino acids. The transcript is spliced from 4 exons. Lineage: Eukaryota; Metazoa; Arthropoda; Insecta; Diptera; Tephritidae.